UUCCCAAAUCUCUCUAGCUAGCGUGACCUCCGGGCAAUCUCUUCCUCCAUUCUUUCUUGUUUCUAUUUUCCUUUUCUCCGCACUUUCUCCUCAUAAUUGCAUACACACUUACUUGACUCCACCGGUAUUUCCACACGCUCAAUUUCAUAUCUUCCCUACGUGUGUGUCUCUGUCUCUGUCUCUCUCUAUACUAUAAAACUUGCAACUUGUAAGUAUUACUAUUACUAUUACUAUUACUAUUACUAUUACCUCACUCUCUGCCUUUCAUUCCCUCUCUCUAAGUUUUCCCUUCCGAUAAGUCCCACAUGGAUGAACCCAAACAUUCCUCACUCUCACAACAACCUUCGACAUUCUUCAUGGCUCAGGACAUCCUCAGAAUCCUCGCUGCUCUUCUCUCCGCAGCUUCUAUCGCCGUCAUGGUCACCAACACCCAAACCGUCUUCAUCUUCACUCUUCGCUUCGAGGCACACUUUUAUUACCAACCCACUCUCAAGUUUUUUGUUGCCGCAAACGGUGUUGUCGCUGCUCUGUCUUUGUUGACGCUCAUAUUGAACCUUCUCCUCAAACGUCAGCCUUCACGAGGAUACCAUUUCUUUCUAUUCCUCCAUGACUUAGCGAUGACGGUGCUGUUGAUAGCUGGAUGUGCAGCAGCAACUGCAAUAGGGUACGUGGGACAGUUUGGAGAGGAGCAUGUGGGUUGGCAACCAAUAUGUGACCAUGUGCACAAGUUCUGCAGAACAAACUUGGUUUCUCUUUUGCUUUCUUAUUUUUCCUUCUUUGCCUAUUUUGCACUCACUCUCUUAUCACCCUUCAAAUGCCCCUUUUCUUCUUCUCCCAAGAAUUAAUCCAAUACUACAACAUCAAUAACAACUGCUGUUACCAAACUUUUCUAGGUUGCUAUAAUAACCACUUGAGCUCAGGACAUUUUUUUUUCAUAUAAUGUAUGUUACUGUUGUGUUUGGACUUGCUGAGGAGAUUUUAGUGGGUUUAUGGUUUAUAAAUGCUACAACAGCACCACCACGUAGAGUAGUUGUUGCAGAAAAUAUUUAUUAAUGAUAAUGGAGCUUUAUUGUGAGUAAUUA
Cajanus cajan (pigeon pea) is the source of this 1082-nucleotide messenger RNA. RefSeq names its product CASP-like protein 1F2. The record is from RefSeq and is a predicted model, not a curated record. NCBI's taxonomy places the organism in Eukaryota, Viridiplantae, Streptophyta, Magnoliopsida, Fabales, Fabaceae.